CAACGAGACAAGGUCUUUACAAUCUGUCUUUCUAACAACGAUAUCAAAAACAUAUCAAACGUUUUCCUCAGUUCGCUUGGAAGAGAAAUGGCGAGGAAAGAUUCCUUUGGUGGCUAUGAAGAGGAGAGAUUCAAAGACAAAGUAGACAUUAAACUACAGUGCUCGAUUUGUCUCAAGGUCUUAAAAGAUCCAGUACAAUGCCCGAAUGAGCAUUACUUCUGCGGCUCGUGUAUUCGAAUAAAUCUGCGCGAAAACGCAGAAACUUGCCCGAUGUGUCAGCACCAUCUGACGGAAGAAUAUUUGACCAAACCACCGAGAAUCUUGACGGACUUCUUGCAGAAUCUCAUGAUUCGUUGUGAUCACGAAAACCGCGGCUGCCCAGAAUUGGUCAAGCUUGAAUUCCUUGAUCGGCAUGUUAACAGCUGUGGCUAUUCACCAACACCUUGUACAAAUGCUGGUUGCGCAGUAGUGAUGAACCGACACGAGAAAGAACGACACGAACGUGAACAGUGUCAGUUUCGUAAGAUCGUUUGCGACGAGUGUGGAGAACAAGUAAUAUGGAAGUCAAGUCGUGUACACCCGUGCUUCAUGCGAAAAGAAAUGGACGAUUUAGCGAGAAGAUUGAACGUUGUUCAAAAUAAUGUGAGGAAAGUCAACGAUGAAAUAAAGCAAGUGAAGCUGACUCAAGAGGAAAUGGAAUAUAUUACAAAAGAAGCAACUGAGAGAAGUGACUGGUUCACUGGGAAACAGAAGAUUUUCGUUUGUGGAGGGACCGAUGGCAAGACGCGUCUAAAUUCCAUAGAGUCAUACAGCUGGCCCGAGAAUUCCUGGACAUUGGAACCAGCAAUGAAAAAGGUACGAGCAGCCCCUUCAGCAUUUGUCCAUGGUCGUGAAAUAUAUGUCAGUGGCGGACGGAAUGAAACCAAGGCCACUGACAGUACUGAAACUUUAAAUGUUGACGAAGAACACGUAGAAUGGACUUUGUCUCCUGUCAAGAUGCCAUUGAAGUGUUAUUCACAAAAAAUGGUUUGUCACGAGAACAGUGCGAUUUUAACUGGAGGACUUAGUGAUGGUGACAAUGUUUCAGAUGGGAUUUAUGAAAUCAGUCUAGAUCCUCCAUAUAACUCAAAAUUAUUGACCCAGAUACCAGAACCAAGAUGUUACCAUGGCUGUGAGAUCGUGAACAACCAGGUGAUGGUAGUUGGAGGAAAUACAUCAAGAAACUUCAAGCACGCUACAAACACUGUGUACGUACAUGACCUGAACAAUAAUGAAUGCAAAACCUUACCACCACUGCCAUUUCCUAUUGCUGAGAUGGCUACUGUUAGUUAUAAAGGUAAUGUAAUUUUGAUCGGAGGUGUUAAUGAGAAAGGUCAAUCAUUAAACAGUGUAGUACUGUAUAAUGUGAAAACAGGAAAAAUUAAAAUGUUGCCUCGUCUUAAUCAUAAAAGAUCAUUAUGUGCUGCAGUUACCACUGGCAAUGUUAUUAUAGUCAUGGGCGGAUAUGAUUAUGAAAGUAAAACAUGUCUCAAUUCAGUAGAGUAUUUAGAUUCAAGUACCAAUAUAUGGAGAGAACUGUCGCCAAUGACAACUAAACGAAGUGCACUAACUGCAGUUUUCAAGCCAAUCUGUUAGAAUAUUCGAUAGAACUGUUAGG
Messenger RNA from Paramuricea clavata, 1657 nucleotides. NCBI's taxonomy places the organism in Eukaryota, Metazoa, Cnidaria, Anthozoa, Malacalcyonacea, Plexauridae. The record is from the annotation of a GenBank genome assembly.